GCCGCCGCCGCGUCCCGUGACGGUGCGCGAGGGAUGCGCGGGGCGGGAGCGCGCGGGGCGGGGGAUGCGCGGGGCCGGGAGCGCGCACGGUGCGGGGAAUGCGCGGGGGAUGCGCGGGGCGCAGGUGUGGAACCAUGUCCGGCUUCCUGGAGAGCCUGCGCUGCUCCGAGUGCGUGGACUGGGGCGAGAAGCGCAACACCAUCGCCUCCGUGGCCGCGGGGGUGCUGUUUUUCACGGGCUGGUGGAUCAUCAUCGAUGCUGCUGUGAAAUACCCUCAAGUGGAAGAUUUCAACCACUCCUACCACGCCUGUGGGGUCAUAGCCACCAUUGCAUUCCUGAUGAUCAACGCCGUGUCCAACGGGCAGGUGCGGGGGGACAGCUACAGCGAGGGCUGCCUGGGCCAGACAGGGGCUCGGAUCUGGCUCUUCAUUGGUUUCAUGAUGGCUUUUGGGUCCCUCAUUGCUUCCAUGUGGAUCCUUUUUGGGGGAUAUGUGGUUAAAGAAAAACCAGUGGUGUACCCAGGAAUAGCUGUGUUUUUCCAGAAUGCAUUCAUCUUUUUUGGGGGCCUGGUGUUCAAGUUUGGUCGCACAGAGGAUUUGUGGCAGUGAAACCCCCCUGGGCUUGACCUGCACCCCCCAGAGUUUUGUAAAACCAUUUUGUAAAACCUUCCAUCGUGUCUAAAGAGAAAUCAAGGCCAGCUGAGUGCACUAAAUCCAGCUCUAUUCUGGUUAUUUUUUUUACUCUUGUACGUCCACUUGAGUGUUGUGGUGUUUUUGAGAAAUGUAAAAUUGCUACAAACAACGUGGAGUCACUUUUCUAAAAUGCUGUUUGUUACAAAUAAAAGGAGAGUGGAAUAUGGAUGUAUUUAACCAGCUGUUUCUAUGAUGUUAUUUACAAUCCAAAACUUACUAAAACUGCAUUAAAACAACCUUUGAACAGA
Molecule: messenger RNA, 940 nt
Organism: Oenanthe melanoleuca
Lineage: Eukaryota; Metazoa; Chordata; Aves; Passeriformes; Muscicapidae
Gene: TMEM50A
Product: transmembrane protein 50A
Exons: 7
Coding region: 99-608 (169 amino acids)
Biological process (GO): late endosome to vacuole transport via multivesicular body sorting pathway; protein targeting to vacuole
Source: RefSeq, a predicted model, not a curated record